AUGUCCGACGUCGCCCACCUCAAGUCGCUCUUCCGCUUCUACGACGACUACCCCAAGCCGGGCGUCCGGUUCUGCGACAUCCUGCCCGUCCUGCGCGACCCGCUGGCGUUUGAGCUGCUCAUCACCAACAUCAUCUCGCACAUCUUCACCCAGACGAUCCCGUCGCUGCCAGACUCGACGCCGGCCUCGACGACACCGCUGGAACCGGGCGCAGUGCCCUACUCUGGCCGCAAGAUUGACGCCGUCGUCGGCCUCGACGCCCGCGGCUUCCUCCUCGGCCCCAUCAUCGCCCAGCGCCUCGGAUGCGGCUUCGUCCCCGUCCGCAAGCAGGGAAAGCUCCCCGGCCAGUGCGUCCAGGCCACCUACGUCAAGGAGUACGGCGAGGACAUCUUUGAGAUGCAGCGCGACGCCCUCAACCCCGGCAGCCGCGUACUCGUCAUCGACGACCUCAUCGCCACCGGCGGCUCCGCAAUGGCCGCCGGCGAACUCGUCAAAAAGUGCGGCAGCCACGUCGUCGAAUACGUCUUUGUCGUCGCCCUCCCCUUCCUCAAGGGCGAGGAAAAGCUCGACGCUCCCUCGUACCACCUCGUCGAGUGCGACUAG
Messenger RNA from Pseudozyma flocculosa PF-1, 603 nucleotides. RefSeq lists its product as uncharacterized. Gene Ontology annotation, molecular function: adenine phosphoribosyltransferase activity; AMP binding; adenine binding. NCBI's taxonomy places the organism in Eukaryota, Fungi, Basidiomycota, Ustilaginomycetes, Ustilaginales, Ustilaginaceae. Gene Ontology annotation, cellular component: cytoplasm. Bases 1 to 603 code for a protein of 200 amino acids. The transcript has 3 exons. The record is from RefSeq and is a predicted model, not a curated record. Gene Ontology annotation, biological process: adenine salvage; AMP salvage.